Messenger RNA from Morone saxatilis (striped sea-bass), 6641 nucleotides. RefSeq names its product cardiomyopathy associated 5 (gene cmya5). The transcript has 14 exons. Gene Ontology annotation, molecular function: protein binding. NCBI's taxonomy places the organism in Eukaryota, Metazoa, Chordata, Actinopteri, Moronidae. The coding region runs from base 151 to 5820 and encodes 1889 amino acids. The record is from RefSeq and is a predicted model, not a curated record.
AUGGACAGCUCCCAACUUAGAAUGACACAAACAGGCGGACCAACUCGUCCGAAAUCAGAGUGGCUGAAAACAUCAAGAGGACUCUAAAAUACACAGAAAAGAAACAACAUUGAGAAACUACAAAUAAUAGAGCGGGAGGAUAUUACCAAGAUGGAGGAGUGUGCGAGUCUGGACUCGGAGAUGACAGAGCUGCAGGAGUUUCAGUGUGAGGCUUCAGAGGCCAUCAGCCAGGACGAUGAAGACGAGGUGGAGGAACUAAGAAACAGUCUGCGAGAGGUUGUCCAGGACCAGUCUGUGAACCCCAGACUCCAGUGCCUGAUGGUGGAUCCAUCGUUCUCCAUGGUAACUGUUCAGAGCGAGGACAGUGGUAUUGUUUGGGAGACUGCCUCUAGCCGCUGCUCUACCCCUUGGGCCUCUGAGACUAGCUCCAUCUCUGAAGCCUACAGCAUGGAGGGGUCUGGAGCCGCAGGAAAGAUCACCAUCGUAUUUGAUGAGGAGCAAAUAGUCCGCAGGAGGACAAGGUCUGGAGGAAGGAGCAGCAGGCUGGGGGACAGGCUGAGCCGACCUGGUAGUUCAAGAUCAGCUUCAGCUCUUGGAGUGGAGAGACUGGAGAUGGCAGAGGUUUCUCUUCCCAAUGUCAAAAAGGAGAAAACCGAAACAGAGCCGGACUUGGAGGAAAUCAAAAACAAAGAUCAGCAGCUGUUUAGUUUGAUUUCAGAGGGUUAUGAGAUUCUCAACAUCAGAGUCCCCUCCAAACUUCCCACUGUGGAUGAGGAAGAGAGCACAGAGCUCCAGGACAAUUUGUCUUAUUUGGACCAGACUCCAAAGAUCAAAUCCCGAAACCACCGUGACUGGACACGACAACAGAAUCAUGUCCAGCCAGAGGAGGGGGAAAUACUGGAUCACCAAGAGCCCUCAGAGGAAGAUUCUUCUCAGCAAUCAGCGUUCACAGAGCUCAGACACACACCCACUCAGAAAGAGAGCACUGGCGACAUAGACUACUUUGAGAAGUUUACCCUGCUUGAUGUGGUGGUUCCUGAAGAACAAGCUCCAGAGCCGCAGGAAGAGGCUGAACAGCCUGCAGCGACGCCCCAAGUAGAGGAGCAAAAGCUUGCUAAGGAGACAGCCUCAGAGAGCCCUUCUGCAUCAGAAGACUCCUUUGUCUUUGUUACAGAUGUGGAGAUAGUUGGGGAACACCUGGAUGAGGUCUUCUAUGGAGAAGGAGCUGCUGCUGAUGCACUGCAGCGGAGAGAAGAUGAUGAGGCGGAAGGUGGAGCAAGGAUGAGAAUGAGACGAGAGAGCCAGAGAUCUGUGAAGGAGAAUGGUUCCGUGUUGUUUGGGAGUCAAGAGACUAUCCUCACACCCAUUUUUAUCUCCCCAGGACCCCCUAAAAUAAUUGACCCCAUCCUACUGGAAGAACCCACCGCCAUGUCCUUUAUGUACUCAGACCUUUAUGAGGAUGCUAUAGGUGAGAGGAGGAAGAGCGAUGAGGAAUACUCUGAGGCAGAAAGCGUGGCAUCUGAGAAGUCUUAUAAAAGACGUUUAUCAGAUUCAGAGGAGGCGGAUGGGUACCUGGAGAAGUUUACUUUAAAGGAUGAAAUUCCCACAGUGGAGGUUCAACCUGAGACAGUGGAGGAUAGGAGAGUGGGGAGGAUGAUGUGGUCACAGAGUCAGUUUGAAAUGACAGGAUGUCUAACAAGAGUGGUCAAAGAAGAAGAAGAAGAUGAGGGCAAGAAGAAGAUAGAGGAACCAAAGACACAGGAUGUCAGUGAGAGGAGUGAAGAUUUAAAAUCACUAACAUUGGAAGACAAAAAAGAAAUAGUUACAGAAACAGAAAAGGAGAGGGAGGAAAUACAACUCUCCAUGGUGACUGAAGAGCAGACUGUCAGGGAAGCUUUGGAAGAAUCAAUUCAGGAGUCUAAACUGAGAGAGGAGGAGGAGAUGAUGGGGGAUCAGGAAAUGAAACAGGAAGUAAAGACAGACCAAACUGAGCCUCCUGAGAAAAGCACUGAUGAACUACUGCCUAGAACCCAACAGGUGGACAGUACAGUAGAGAAAACAGGGGAGAGUAAGGAGAAUCAGAGAGAGGUGCCAGCAGAAACAGCUAGCAUUAUUGAAACUGAGCAGCCACGUCCAACACAAGAAGUGGUAGAAGAAACCACUCAGGUGGUUGUAAAUGCUACAGACGAGGCAGCUGUGAUAACACCUGUAAGCAGUGAGCGGCCACACAUCACCACUAAAUCUGAAAUACCAACAGAAACCGCUGAGCAGAGUUUGUCUGAGGAGGUGGCUAAUGACAUUAAGAUGGUGGCCACUGAUGAGACAGUAGUAACUGAGGUCAUAGCAGAGGUCCCAGCUGAAGUGAAAGAACCCGAGACUGAAAGACAGGAAAUUCUCACCUCUACUGAAAUAGAGACAUCAGCUGAAACAACACUGUGUGAGGAAAAAGGAGCAGCAGAUGUGGUUUCUGAAAGUGUUGCACCUGUUGAGGUUAUCACUGACUGCGAUUCUGCAGUACAUGCAGUAGUGGAGGUAAUAGAAAAAGCAGUGGAUGAAAAAGAGAUCAAAACUCAAGUUCAGAUUGAUCUUCAGGAGGUAACAAGUGUUAAGACAACAGAUGUUCCAACAGCAGCUCCUGGAGGAGAAGAAGAACAUGAAGAUCUAACAGAGAAAACUACAGUUGAGAGCGAGGUGCCUCAAUUUAUUACUAAAGCUGGUCAGGAGUCAGAGGUUAAAACUAAGAUUCUAAGUGAGGUAACUGAACCUGUGAUACCAGAAGAAGUCAAGACUGAUGAUUCAGACAAGAAACAGCAUGGAAUUCAAGAGUCCAAGCAGCAUCAACAAGGGAAAUCAGUAACUGACAGUGAAUCAGACAAUACAAAUCUGAUAACUGAAGCCAAAGAUAAAACCCCCACAGAGGACACUGUGACUGAUGUUCAGGACAAGGUGAAUGUGGGUGAUGAAUUAAUCCUCCUUGUACCCAAAGGACAAGCUGUAGAGAUGGACAUAGAGCUAAGUCAGCAGCCAGAGAAGACUAAAAGUAAUACAGUAGUUCUCUCUGAACCUGACAGCACAUGUGAACAUCUCAUAAAACCUGAAACCACAACAAUAUGCCCUGAGACUCUUCAGGCACCAAAUGAAGAAACAAUGACAGAGCCUCAACUUGAAUUAAAACCAGAAGUUAUUCUGAAGGAAGAAGCACUACCUAUAAACCAAGUAGACAAGAGGGAUUCUCCUCUAGCACCUGUAGAGGAGGCCAGCACAGAGGAGCAGAAGACUGAGUGGGGCUUUAAAGAAGAAACAAUAACAGAGCCUCAACUUGAAUUAAAACCAGAAGUUGUUCUGAAGGAAGAAGCACUACCUAUAAACGACUUAGACAGGAGGGAUUCUCCUCUAGCUCCUGUAGAGGAGGCCAGCACAGAGGAGCAGAAGACUGAGUGUGGCUUUAAAGUAGAAACAAUAACAGAGCCUCAACUUGAAUUAAAACCAGAAGUUGUUCUGAAGGAGGAAGCACUACCUAUAAACGAGUUAGACAGGAGGGAUUCUCCUCUAGCACCUGUAAAGGAGGCCAGCACAGAGGAGCAGAAGACUGAGUGGGACUUGGAAGAAAACAAGGACGUCCUUUCCACUCUGAGGAGCUUUACCCCUCAGGAGGAUUUGUCCGGGCUACACAGAGAGGAUACACAGUCAGAAGAAGCAGAUGUAGAACAAAAGGCAGAGAGGCAGGAGGUGAAAGAUGCCCCAAAAGCAAACAUUGUUAAAGAGGAUUCAAGUCUAGAGACUGAUCUGCACACAGAGGAUGUAGGGCAAAAGAUGGAGCAUGAUGAAGCAGGUGCAGAGGCUCCAGAGGUGACUGUUGACGAGCUUGAAUAUGAGGUGAUAUCUAAACAGGAUGCAAAAGAGAUGCUGGAACCUGAAACACAGAGAGAUGCAGCAGAACCAAAACCCUCUGAGUCUGGUCAGGAGAGAGAAGAGAGGGUGGAAGUGGAGGUGGAGGUGGAGAUGGAGAUGGAGGAGAAGGAGGAGAAAGUCUUGGAUCUGUCCCCAGAAGAAGAGCUCAUUGAGGCUGACUAUGAAAUCAUUGAUGCAGAGGAGGAGAGUCAGGCCCGACUGGCAGCUGAGCUGCAGGGGAUGGACUGGUUUUGUCUCACUUGUGGAUGUCUGCUGUCAGUGGACGACUAUGGGUCAGGACUGCAUCACAGCCAUGAGGUGACUGCUGUGGACAAAGCAUACGAGGAAAUCAAGGAGAAGCUGAGUGACUGGAUCUCAGAGCUUCAGGGGAGGUCAGAGAACAUCGAGGACCUGGUGUCUGAGCUUGAACUGGCCUACAACUCUGUAGAGGACCAGUGUGUGGAGACUGAGGCGGCGAUGCAGGCACAGAAUGAGGAGAUGAUGGCUCUGGUGAUGGAGCAGUACAAUAACAUGUCUGUCAGCAUGGAGGAGGAGAAGAAGGCCAAGCUGGAGCAGCUUUAUGACCAGAUUGUCUCCUUCCAGGAGAGCAUCGACUCCGCCAAGGCCACUCUGGAGACCACGGCCAGAGAGGCUGAGACUGAUGCACGGUCACCUGAAGACAUUCAUGCAAGACUCAAGGCAGCUCUGGACACAGCCAUGUCAUUGGAGCUGGGUCCCAAGGGACUGCUGGUGUUCGAGGAUUAUGCCAAGGGCAACACUUCCAGCUCUCAUGCCGCACAGCGCAAGGGAAUCCCAGUGCCUCAGAGGCCUACACUGCAGUCUCAGGAGCCAGGUUCAGCCACCAGCACCAGUGUCACUGUUUACUGGAAAGUCAACCCUGGAGAUAUAAUAGACUGCUUCCAGGUCUACUGCAUGGAGGAUCCACAAGGAGCUGUGUCAGAGGAGUACCGUGUAACAGUAAAGGAGAGUUACUGUGCUCUGGAGGAGCUGGAGCCAGAUAAGACCUACAAAGUUUGGGUGAUGGCUGUCAACUACACAGGCUGCUCUCUGCCCAGCGAAAGACUGGCCUUCAGAACGGCUCCAUCAGUGCCAGUGAUUGAUACAGAACUCUGUACUGUCAUGUGGGAUUCAGCCACGCUGCGGUGGAACACAACAAAACAGACUCCCGAACAGAGUUACACCUUGGAGUACUGCCGACAGUAUGAACUGGAGGGAGAGGGGCUCAGGUCCAUCUCAGGUAUCAAAAGCUGUGAACAGAAGGUUCUCCUGCAGCCCAGUGAGAAUUAUCUGUUUUACAUCAAAGCUGUGAAUGAGGCUGGGGCCAGCGAACAGAGCGAGGCUGCACUCAUUUCAACCAAAGGGACAAGGUUCCACCUGCUGAAAACCUCAGCUCACCCAGUUCUGGAGCUGUCAAUGGACCAGACCACGUUGCACUACUCUGAAGACUCACCUGCAAACACACUAUCUACAAACAAACAGUGUCCAUCCAUCCUGGGUGAGUUGUUGCCAGCACAUGGACAUUACUACUGGGAGACCAUUGUGUCAAGAAGUGCAGCUUACAGGCUUGGAGUGGCAUACAACACAGCCAAUAGAAACAGUUCUCUGGGGGAAAACAACCUUUCAUGGUGUUUGCAGUGUAUCCCUACACCAUCAGGCUGCAGGUAUCAGUUGCUUCACAAUGACGUUCAGUCCACUGUGUUCGUGAUUGAGAUGCCUGAGCGAGUGGGUACUCUCCUGGAUUACCAGCUUGGUCGUUUAUCUUUCUAUAACGCCCAAAGUGGUCAGUUGUUAGGCACUUUCUACCAGCGCUUCACCCAGCCAUGCCACCCUGCUCUGGCCCUGGAGUUGCCAGGCAGCCUGGAGGUGUGCAUGGUGCUGGAGGUGCCUGAGUUUACCAAAGACAGAUAGCUCUGCUACAUGGCUCACACGCUGUUUACAGUUCAUGUUGGACAUAUAUUUGAAUGAUCUUAAAAUUACAAUUAUUGCAUUACUGAGAAAACUGCACAUAUGACAGGACAUAAAAUAUACUGAUAUCCACAGUAAAGGCAGAAGACUUAAUGGGCCCCAAUCUUCUAACAAGGACUCAUUGAUGGGUUUGUGUGUUUUUAGUGAGAUCGAACCUAAUUAGUGUAGAGCUUUGUGGUAAAGCGAGUUUUCUCUGACCGAACAUAAAUUCAAUUCACUAUAUGUUUCUUUUGGUAACAGAAAUGAAAUUGUAAAUAUCAAAAACAGAGGCAGUAAAAAUGAAUGACGACGGUGUGAAAUAUAACUGGAUUGAAAUUUUGCUUUGUCAAGGGAGAAGUAAAAUGUUGUGGAUAAUUUUGUAAAUUUGACCAUAACAUAUGCUGUUGUGAUAGUUUUGUACUGUUUUGUAAACGUCUAGGAUUAACCCAUUUUUAGUUUUUUCAUUUAAACCCUUACUGAGUAAAUGAUCUGAAGCAUAUUGAAGUCAAACACACACUCUAUCGUUACAGAGAAAAACAACAGUUAAAGCCUUUUUUCAACACAAAGUUUAGACACUGAAAUAUAGAAAUAUACUGUAGCACUUUUGAAUUGUAUUUCAUAUUGUGAAUUUGUGUAAAUAACAUUUUUAAACAGAUGUGAUCACUUUUUUUGUUAUGUGCGACUCACAGCAAGUGAAUAUGAAUUGUUUUCCUUUCCCUGUCCUGUAAACUGACUUUCUGUCUGAGCUGAAUGAACAUGUUUAUUUUUCUAUUUGCACAACUGGA